AUUUCUCAUUGGCAACGACAACAAAAGUGGGGAGGAAACUGUAUUGACAGUAGUGGCACAAGCCUCCAAAAUCUCAAAUCAUACCCUACCCUAUCGUCAUCGACCUGAAGAAGAAUGGCAGCGGCAGCUUCGGCUUCGGCUUCGGCUUCAAUGGCGGUUUUGACGCACCGCCUACCCGCCGCUAGAACCGCCGUUCUAUUCUCCCCUUUACCGAGCCGUCCGUUUUCCCCUCCAACUCCAUUCAAGCAGCUCAAGGAGCCCCUGAGGUCGUCCCGGCUCCUGGUCAAGGCUUCUUCAUCAGACGAGACGUCUUUGGACUCAUCUGAAUUGCUUACAGACCUCAAGGAAAAGUGGGAUGCCGUUGAAAACAAGACUACAGUAAUUAUCUAUGGAGGCGGCGCACUUGUGGCACUUUGGCUGGCUGCAGUUAUCGUCAACGCAAUCAACUCAGUCCCAUUGCUUCCAAAACUCUUGGAGUUGGUCGGGCUCGGAUACACUGGAUGGUUUGUGUACCGUUACCUUCUAUUCAAGUCGAGUAGAAAAGAAUUGGUAGAAGACAUCGAAGGGUUGAAGAAGAAGAUUACAGGGACAGAGUAAAAGCUUCCGGUCCCAAAUUGUUGUUAAUUGUUACAGUUUCUGUUUCAUCUGUAAAAGAGAUCUUUGUAAUAUGUAAUAACUAAGGUUCUGUUGUAUUGGAUGAGAUGCCUUCAUCGAUUCGGAUCAAGAAAGUUGUUCUGUUUCUAA
Molecule: messenger RNA, 744 nt
Organism: Andrographis paniculata
Lineage: Eukaryota; Viridiplantae; Streptophyta; Magnoliopsida; Lamiales; Acanthaceae
Product: protein CURVATURE THYLAKOID 1A, chloroplastic-like
Exons: 5
Coding region: 115-597 (160 amino acids)
Cellular component (GO): chloroplast thylakoid membrane; thylakoid
Source: RefSeq, a predicted model, not a curated record